AUGCUAUUCUUUGUCAUUCUCCAAGUGCUCUGUAGCCUCCUGAUCUGGCUGUCACUCUACAGCGGCUUCCGGUUUUGGCAGAAACAUCGCCCCUCGGAAUGGAGCUGCCGGCUGGUCACCCUGGCCCACGGCUUGAUCGUCACCUUCCUCUCCGGCUACAUAGCUCUUGUCGACGGGCCCUGGCCUUUGACUCAUGCAGGCGACCCCAACACAGCUCUCCAGGUCUGCCUGAUGUGUCUGACCCUGGGCUACUUCCUCUUCGACCUGAGCUGGUGCAUCUGUUUUGGCAGCGAGGGCGAUCUGAUGCUCUUCCACCACAUGCUGAGUGUCGCCGGCUUGGUCCUGGUGCUGCUGCUCGGGGAGUCGGCCACCGAGAUCAACGCCGUCCUCUUCGUGAGCGAGAUCACCAACCCGCUGCUGCAGGCGCGCUGGUUCCUGCGGGAGAUGGGCCGCUACCCCAGCCUUGCGGGUGACAUGGUGGACUUCCUCUUUGUUGCACUUUUCGUGGUGCUGCGGAUCGUCGGAGGAGCCUGGAUCAUGUGCGUGGUCAUGGCUUCGACACGGACCAUCUGGGUGCUGAAGAUGGGGGUCCUGGCGAUGUACCUUGUGUCCUUGGGAUUUAUGCUGGACAUCAGCCGGUUUGCCAGGAAGAAAGUGAUGAAGAAAUAUUCUGCUUGGAAAACAGGGAGAGAGCUGCCAAAGAGCAACAGACAUUUGCCCAUGUGUUAA
Messenger RNA from Gekko japonicus, 729 nucleotides. Its product is annotated as transmembrane protein 136-like. The coding region runs from base 1 to 729 and encodes 242 amino acids. The transcript has 2 exons. The record is from RefSeq and is a predicted model, not a curated record. NCBI's taxonomy places the organism in Eukaryota, Metazoa, Chordata, Lepidosauria, Squamata, Gekkonidae. Gene Ontology annotation, cellular component: membrane.